Messenger RNA from Musa acuminata AAA Group (dessert banana), 1348 nucleotides. RefSeq lists its product as uncharacterized. Lineage: Eukaryota; Viridiplantae; Streptophyta; Magnoliopsida; Zingiberales; Musaceae. The coding region runs from base 92 to 1117 and encodes 341 amino acids. The transcript has 5 exons. The record is from RefSeq and is a predicted model, not a curated record.
GAGGAAGAAGAAGAAGACGAAGACGACGACGAAGAAGAAGAAGAAGAGCAAAAGGAGAGACUUUUGGUUCGCUCAGCGGCGUCGCGGGCCAAUGGCGUACCGGAGGAGGCACAGCGCGACGAAGUCGACCACCUUCGAGGACUGCCGGUCGUUCUUGGAGGAGCCGCCGUCGCCGCUCCCGGCCCAGCCCGCCCGGGCUUCCUCUGCCUAUAGCCGCUCCGCCUCCUUCACAUCUUCCUCCGUCUCAGCCUACCGGGAUUCCGAUCGACGGAGGCGUACCCAGUUCCAAUCACCUUUAAUAUCUGAAAACCACCAGAGCACAAAAGUCUUAACAUCUUGGGGAGGAUCUGAUAAAAUAGCUUCUUCUCUGAGGGAGAUUGGUGGCACAAGCAAAAGUGAAUUUGAGGAAGAACAUAUGACAGCCGACAUGAUCCAAGAAACAGGGAAGCUGCAAAUUAGAAGAAAACCUGGAGUUUCUGAUACCACAUUUCAAUUUGCAGAACCAUCUACCCCAACCAAUCUGAAUCAUAACCAAGUCGGCUCCGAGGUCCAAGCGAAGGUUUCUGGCGAUGUUGCAAAUGUAAUGGCUGCUAAGGCAAAGCUUCUUCUGAGGGAACUAAAGAUCGUUAAAGCUGACUUGGCUACUGCGAAGGAGAGAUGUGCUAAGCUUGAAGAGGAGAACAAGACAUUGCGGGAGAAUCGCCAGAAAGGAGAAACGCCGGCAGAUGAUGACCUGAUACGCCUCCAGUUGGAGACAUUACUGGCUGAAAAGGCCAGGCUGGCGCAUGAAAACUCCAUCUACGCAAGGGAGAACCGAUUCCUCAGGGAGACAGUGGAGUACCAUCAGUUCACCAUGCAGGAGGACAUCGUCUACUUGGAUGACCAAGGCAUUGAAGAGGAGGCCGAAGCGUACCCCAUCCACCAAAUGCAACCAUUUUACGCACCAUUGCAAUCGGUACCCGAAGGGUCCUCCCCUGUCCUCCCUUCGAGUCCUUCACCCAGCAUGCACUCAUCAUCAUCCGAACUUAAUACCACUGCAGAAACUAUGCCUACCGCUGAAGGCUCGAUGAUGAUGAUGCAGCAGCAGCAGCAGCAGCAGCAUCCUUACCCAUUUUGAGAUGCGACUGGCACUGUUCCUUCCUUCAAUUUUUGUUUUCGUUUUUCUUUUUGGGGGGUGUUUGUUUGUGGUCAGGGGUUUUAUUUAUUCUUUUUUGUCAUUACACAUUUACACACCCACAACUAUAAUGUAUACCUCUGUCUCUGCUCACCGCCGCUGCUGUGUGGUUCUGGACAUUUUCUUUUUGGUUAUAAGAUACAUCCUCAGAUUUCAAACUGUGUGUGCAUUCUA